Messenger RNA from Populus nigra (black poplar), 1865 nucleotides. Its product is annotated as protein ASYMMETRIC LEAVES 2-like. The record is from RefSeq and is a predicted model, not a curated record. Bases 794 to 1456 code for a protein of 220 amino acids. The transcript has 3 exons. Lineage: Eukaryota; Viridiplantae; Streptophyta; Magnoliopsida; Malpighiales; Salicaceae.
UUCAAGCUAAUUCUUCCCAUUUAUAUCUUUAUGAUCUUUCCUUUUCAUCCAAUAUAUAUAUGUUUCAUUUCAUCUACCUAGCUAGAUAGCUGCUUUUUAUAUAAGAUAUUGUCUUACAAUAUAUAUAUAGUAUUAUGGGUUGAUCAUCCCAAGAUCUUUCCACACCUCUCUCAACCUUAAAAAGUAUUUAGAGAAAAUGAAGAAGCAAGCAAUCAGAAGCUAGAAAUCCUAGAAUAUGAUAGCUAGCAUUUGUAUGAAAUUCAAGCGAGAUCUACUCGAUCCCCAAAUCUUUCCAUCGAAAACAGUGAGACCCCAAACCUUUACCACACGAGAUCCAAUCCACAAAACUCAACUACUAAAAUCAACCUCCCCUAGCUCUUUCUUCCUUUUUUUUCCUUCCCCAUCAGCCCCCUUCGGCCUCCUUAAACCCUACAACCAGCUCCCCUUAAACAUCACCUUUCUUUUCUUUCUGUGCAGUUCCCUUUGCUGAUGCAACUACAUAGGGUUUUUUAUAGACAUAAACAUUCAUAAAUAGAUACAGAGAGAUAGGAGACAUAGAGUAUAUUAUUUGGUAGCCGUAAUUUUCUAAACUAGAGGAUUCCAUCAGUUGCUUAAUUUAUGCUGAUAGACAUAUUUUGACCAUAUAUAUAAGCUAUUGUAUUACAUACUGGCCUUUUUGAGCUAAAUCUUUGAAUCUCCAGCCAAAAGCAGUAGGAUUGUUUUGAUUCCUCAAUCAGAAGAGUAAACCAGUAAUUACAGGGCACAGAUCCUGAAAAGGAGGAGAAGGUGGAAGAUGGCUUCGUCGUCGAAUUCUCCGUGUGCUGCCUGUAAGUUUCUGCGCCGUAAAUGUCAACCUGAAUGUGUCUUUGCUCCCUACUUCCCACCUGACCAGCCACAAAAAUUCUCUAAUGUCCAUAAAGUUUUUGGGGCAAGCAAUGUCACAAAACUUCUCAACGAAUUGCACCCUUCUCAGCGUGAAGAUGCUGUCAAUUCUUUGGCCUAUGAGGCUGACAUGCGCCUCCGUGACCCAGUUUAUGGCUGCGUUGGAGUCAUUUCACUUCUUCAGCACCAACUUCGCCAACUGCAGAUAGAUCUUAGCUGUGCAAAAUCAGAACUCUCCAAAUAUCAGAACUUGGGCGUCACUGGCCAUGCUGGAUCACUAAUUGCGGCCGCAGCAGCUGCAGCGACAGCCACGGCAACAACCCAUCACCACCACCAUCCGCAAAACCUUGGGAUCAAUUUGAUUGGAGCAGGAGGUGGAAGUAGGGAUCACCACUACCACCAUCAGUUUUUUCCAAAGGAUCAGCAACAGCUUAUGAGAAGCUUCGAUGCUGGGAAUAACUAUGAUGCAAGCCUUCUUGCAAUGAAUGUCUCUGCCAGUAUUGGACAACUUAGUCAUUUCCAGCAACCUAGAGCCGCUGCUGGGGACGACCGCCGCACCAUUGACCCCUCUUAGGGUUUCUCUUCCGCAGGGCUCCACAUCGAAGGGAUUUACUCUAGAAAAAAAAAAGGCUAGAAAGUGAUGGGAUAUUCUAUCUCGAUGGAAUGAAUACCACCUCGUCAUAGAAAUUUUUGCUGCGCAUCGUCUCAGUUUAUAUGUGUGUGUAACCCUCUCUCCCAUUCCGAACUUUUACAUUGCCCCUUCAAAGCAAGAUAUAUAUUUUUGCCAUGCCAAGAAUGGAGGGACGUACUAAACUCUUCCAGUCUCACAGUUGCUAGCAUCAUUAGUUUGCGGGGUGGUUCUGCCUCUCACAAUGUGCCAUGGCUGGCAGGCAUGGCUCUGUUUUUGGUUUCCAUCCUCUGAACUUUUUUCUGUUUAAACAGUGAGCACAGGCAGCAAUUUUAUAUAUUUCUAAUUUUAAUCA